Molecule: messenger RNA, 1259 nt
Organism: Colletotrichum godetiae
Lineage: Eukaryota; Fungi; Ascomycota; Sordariomycetes; Glomerellales; Glomerellaceae
Product: spherulin-1A
Exons: 2
Coding region: 384-1094 (236 amino acids)
Cellular component (GO): cell wall
Molecular function (GO): manganese ion binding
Source: RefSeq, a predicted model, not a curated record
CUCAGGCCAGACAACAUGUAGGUCAUUGUCGAUCGUGCGCUGCACUGGGGGAAAAUCUUGAUCGCAUACCCAAGAUGACGGCUUUGGCCUCGAGACAGCUGGAUGGAGCGAUCCCAGCAAAAGGCCUUCUGCCCCUUUUCGCUCUAUUCUAUCGGUCUAGACGUCAAGCGGAGACUGUUCCGGUGCCAUGGUAUCCCCCGAGGUCUCGUGGUGACUUCCCUGGAAAGAGGCGUCCUUCUUGGCAACCGAUUUGAGCCUCACAAGCUACUAUAAGUUCACCUUGUUCUGGUUCGUCGGAGGGAUAACAAUCGAUCUAGAAACGGCAUCUUCAAGACUGACUUGGACACCUUCUGGACGUCUUAAUCUUAUUCACCUCGUCCAACAUGGUCAUGUUCGCCCCGUCGCCAACCAGACUUUCUUCUCUCUUGCUCCUUUGUCUUUUUGCAGCCUUCAUCAACGCCACAGAUGACACCCUGUACCCAGAUCUUGUUCGAUCGCUGAGGACAAGUCCGACAGAGCUCGAUAAGCUUAAUAUCCUUCUCGACGAUAAAGACUGGACGUUCAACUACUUCGCCCAUGAAUACCACACCAAUAACCCCGGGGGCGUUGUCAACGCCAAUGCCGCGACAUUCCCAGCAACUGUUGGCAAUAGCAUGACCAUGGCUUGGAUCAGUCUCGGUCCCUGCGCUAUGCUGCCGCCACACUACCACGCUCGUGCUUCCAACUAUGUGGUCUCGAUCGAGGGGACUACCGAGACCUACAUGACGCUAGAAAACGGAGCUCGGGUGGUCAAAACAACUUUGGCGCCCGGGAUGAUGACGCUAUUUCCGCAAGGUAGUUUGCAUAUGAUGCAAAACACAGGGUGCGAUAAUGCUACUCUGAUCUCUGCUCUGAGCUCAGAAGACGCCGGCACCCACAAUGUCGCGAAUGGACUCUUCGGCCUUCCUCAGAGUGUAGUGGCAGCAGCAUUCGGAGGAAACCCGCUAUCAGCAAAGUUUGCACAGCUACGACGCGAUAUCCCGGCCGUCGGAACUGGUGCCGCGGUUGGCACUGCAGAAUGCCUGAAGCGGUGCGAAGCUAUUGGCUCCAAGUAGGUAGCCUAUAGUAUGCUCAUAGCCAUAUCGACAUGGACGAAAAGCAUGGUCGAUGCUAAUAGCUGCAAAGACAUUCCAUAUCGUCGGGACCGAGAAUCCUUGUUUGGCCAGAACGUAUGGAUGGAGGAUUGCAUCAUAGAUACCCGUGGCAGAUGGCAUCGUGGA